ACGGCCAUUAAUUUGGUUCGUCGGCGAGGCGAGUAGACGUAUCAGAUUUAUAUUUAUCUAUCUGGAGCGUGUUGUGUGCGUGUGGAUUAUACCGAGCAAUUAGGCCGCGCUUUGGGUAUAUUCCGCUUUAUCGCGUUUUCGACGCGAAAGAAAGAAGAAAAGAACGAGCCGCUCGCACGGAGAGACUCGCAGAGACGACGAGCGCUCUCGUCGUUGUUUUAUAUCCGCUCGUACAUCGCUCAGCCGUGUGUCGUAACCUUGUCGCAGCGUAGGUUACAAGCGGUUUAAUGACGAACACAAAAAAAAUAGCUUUAUCCAAUGCAGUCGUAAGUGCUAUUAUCAAUCGUCGCGAUAGCCGGAAUAAUUGUAGCGAAACCGCCGCUAGGCCGCUCUCGGCUUGGCCAGUCGCGUCACCUUCAUGACUCGAUAACGGCACAACGGACGCGUAUAUGUCUUGAUUUAUGCGCACUGUGAAUUGAGACGUACGUACGCGCACUUACCUACGUGCAUACACGGUGAAUUAAAAAACAUUACGGCGAUUCACGGACGCGUGCGUGCGUGCGUGCGUGCGCGCGCGCGCAUGUGUGCGUCGUGAUUUUAGAUUAUUAAGGUCGAUUCACACUAUAUGGCACGGACCGUCGCGCGUACCGGCACCGAUACAAACGAUACCGACACGACAAAACUUUAAAACACGCGUUUUAAUGAAACUACACUAAUCAACAUCGACCUGCACGUUCCGUCAACGGGACGUACCGACACCGACCGACAUUCUCGCAAACAAUGUUUUGACCGGUGCGUGUCGGUACGUGUCGGUGCUGGUACGCUAGUCUGAAUCAGUAAGCGGCAGAGAACGGACGCAGCAGAGGAUGGAACAGGAAAAAUUAAUUGAAAAUGUUAAGGCCUAUGAGCCAUUAUAUGUCAUAAGCCAUCCAAAAUAUAGUGAUACUAGAUUCAAAGAAAAUAUUUGGAAAGAAAUUGCGAAGGGAAUGAGCCAGCCAGUGGCUGUUUGUAAAAAAACAUGGACAAAUCUGCGAGACUCUUUCAGAAGGGCUUUGAAAAAAAAACGUAAAAUAAAAAGUGGACAGGCUGCCUCAAAAAUAAAAAAAUGGAGAUUUGAAGAUGAAAUGUCGUUUCUAUUACCAUUUAUGCAAGAAAGAGACACAUGUAGUAAUUUGGAAGAUAUUAGUGAUGAUGAUAAUGAGAAUGAACUGAAUGAAGACGAAUAUGAUGAUAAAAACGAUGAUAGAGGAGAUGAUCAAAACGAUAAUAGAGGAGAUGAUCGAAACAACGAUAAAGGAGAUGAUCGGAAUGGUAAUAAGAAUGACGAUGACAAAGAUGAUGAUGUGGAUGAGGAGUUACAUAUUGAGAAUGAAAAGAAGAAAAAAGAAGAAGUCAACAGAAAAAUCAUUAACGUAGCUAGGAAUAAGGGAAAGAGAUAUCAAACACAAGCAGAAACGGCAUCACCAGUAAUGAUGAAAUAUAUGUUAGAUAAAAAAACUGCUAAAGAGCAGAUAACUCGACCGAGUCAACAAUCCAGUGCAGUAGACACAUUUUUUGCGAGUAUUGCAUUAACAGUAAAGAGUUUUUCUCCUUAUUAUCAAAAUAUAGCGAAAUCACAAAUAUUCUCCAUUAUCAGUAACCUUGAAAUGAAGCAAAUUAUGCAAGAACAACCAGUUUUCGUACCUAACUCACCUACACCCACACAACGUUGACAUUCUACAUCACUAUUUACAUUCUACCAUCACUAUCGUCAUCAACAAUACCAACUAUAUAUCCGUCUUCAAGAAUCGCAAACUCCAAUUCCGUCGCCAUCAUAUUAUGAUUUCCCGACGAUAAUUUCAAUGCCACAUUUAAACGAAGAAACAGGAUAUACGGAGAAUAUGAACAUGUAAA
Harpegnathos saltator (Jerdon's jumping ant) is the source of this 1893-nucleotide messenger RNA. RefSeq names its product probable ATP-dependent helicase PF08_0048. The record is from RefSeq and is a predicted model, not a curated record. Gene Ontology annotation, biological process: regulation of transcription by RNA polymerase II. The transcript has 2 exons. Bases 867 to 1712 code for a protein of 281 amino acids. Lineage: Eukaryota; Metazoa; Arthropoda; Insecta; Hymenoptera; Formicidae. Gene Ontology annotation, cellular component: transcription regulator complex; nucleus.